GGGAGCUGUUUGCCCAGGCACCAAUUACUGAGUACCCCGGUGUUUCAGUGGAAACGGUCAGCGACUCCAGCCGAUAUUUUGUUCUGCGCAUACAGGAUGACAGCGGGCGCAGUGCUUUCAUAGGAGUUGGCUUCGAGGACCGAGGGGACGCUUUUGAUUUCAACGUGUCUUUGCAGGACCAUUUCAAAUGGGUGAAACAGGAGAAUGAAAUCAGUAAAAAUGCCCAUCUAGUGGAUUCAGGACCAAAACUGGACUUGGGCUUUAAAGAGGGGCAGACCAUCACACUCAACAUAGGGCAAGGUAGAAAGAAGGAUAAGCCCCGCCCCCUAAGCUCUGGUGGAUUUGGACUCCUCCCACCACCACCUGGAGGAAAGAUAGUCCCGCCUCCUCUGUCAGGCCCAUCCAAUCACAACAUCAUGCCCCAGACAGGAGACACGGCGACAGCCUGCUUGUUGGAGCUGGACAGCAGUAACUCUAACACAGUGGUCCAGUCAAACGCUAGUUCUGAUCUCUGGGGAGAUUUCUCUGCUCCUGCAAGCUCUGUUCCACCUUCAUCACGACCAGAGAAUGCCGGAAACUGGAUGCAGUUUUGAGUCGUCACGUCGGUUGUGAUUUCCAUCCCAUCUGUCGCUUCCUGUGCAUCACACUGAGAGUAACUCCCCGCACUGAUCCCAAAGCAGAGACGCAAAACUCCACAGAGCUGUAGAAACAACGUAAAUUUCAAAUAUUAUUCACAGGAAAUGAAGCAUUAACAUGUUUAAAGCCAUUACAUAAUGAGCCAUUUUCCCCAAAAAUAUUGAAGGGCUAUGUGUGGCGUCCUGAGUAGCAGGUGUUCCUCUUUUCUGUGUCUGCAUCGCCUCCCCAGCAGAUGGCUCUCUGAGCAGGGCUUUAUCUUGGAUCUGGAAUGUUUUGUCACUGCAAAGGCUUCCUCUGAAGAGAGGCUUUCUGAAACCUGCUGUGAAUACUGUACAAAAAGAUGCAAAGCUCAGUUUAAGUGCAAGCUACUUUAACAGUGUCUUUGCUGUUCUAAAAUUGACCAUUUGAUCUUUGUGUAUUAUAAUUUCCAAAUUAAAUUAGAAGUCUAUAGAGAGAACAGUUUAAGGGCCAUUCCCCCCCCCCCGGCCCUCCAAUCUUGCAAUAGCUCUUCAUUAGGAUUUUUGAAACAGGGAAUACAGUAUAUUACUCAUUCCGAUCCUCACACUGAAUUGUGAUUCAGUAUGGUCUUGAUAAGUCUCAGAAUAUCUGUAUUUCAAACAACUAAGUCUAAUAUGUGGUUUCUUUACACAAUGCUAAUGCUAGUUGAUUUUGGGUGCAACUGAAAACAUGGUUAGCUUUGUGGCAUAGGAAAAUGAGGAUUUCCAAUAAAUGCAGAUGCAACCCUCUGCUUAAAUCAGCUUUAUUAUGCCUUCUGCCAGUAUUUAUCGCCACAGGAUCUAGGAAAUAUCACUAUUUACUGUGUCAGUAAAAUGUCUGUGCCUGCUGAAAGUGGGAUAACAUACUAAUAUCAGAUA
Molecule: messenger RNA, 1511 nt
Organism: Notothenia coriiceps (black rockcod)
Lineage: Eukaryota; Metazoa; Chordata; Actinopteri; Perciformes; Nototheniidae
Product: adaptin ear-binding coat-associated protein 1-like
Exons: 6
Biological process (GO): endocytosis
Cellular component (GO): membrane; clathrin vesicle coat
Source: RefSeq, a predicted model, not a curated record